Rangifer tarandus platyrhynchus (Svalbard reindeer) is the source of this 1560-nucleotide messenger RNA. The record is from the annotation of a GenBank genome assembly. NCBI's taxonomy places the organism in Eukaryota, Metazoa, Chordata, Mammalia, Artiodactyla, Cervidae.
AUGUCCUGGCACACCGUUGUCCCGGAAGCGGCACCUUCUCCCGGCUCCACCGCCCAAGAGAACCCCUGCAGUUCAGAAGGUCUCCCCCACCCCACCCCCACCCCCACCAUGGAGCUGGGGCUGGACCUGGGGUCUCCGGCUCCGACUUGUCAUGUCCACUGGCCACGUGAGAGCCAGGGCUCCCAGCCCAGUGCCUCUAAAGAGACCAAAUCAUUUGAUUUCCCAGGACAAAAGGGCCUCAUCGGAGUGGACACAGCCCAGCAGGGAAGUCCUGACAUCACACAAAAGAGAGACAACCUCAUUAUUCUGGAAUGUGGGGGGUGGGGGGGGACGAAAGGGAGAGCAGAGUUGAAAUGUGGCUUUGUACUAUACCUGACUCUGAACGAGUUUCCAAGCCUCACUGAGAACGCGUCUUCCCACAGUGAUGAGCUCCGAAACCCUGUAAGUAAUGACACAGUGAUGUCAUUCCAAGGCAAGGAAGGAGGAGGCAGACGGAUCGAGGGGAGGGGAACCCCAGGACAGAAAGCUGGUGGGGGCAGCCCCAGAAAAGAAAGAAAGGGGUGGGCCCGGUGCCGGAUGGAGAGAGAAGACCAGAAGCUGCCUCCUCGGCGCCUCACAGCUGCACUAGAAAGGAGAGGAGAGGAGGGCCCGGCGCUGAGUUGGGGGCGAGCCCGGGCGGGGCUGCCGCCUCCUAGCACUGCGCCCCGGGAGGUUGUUAGGUGGCCUUGUUGUGGAUAUGAUUCUGCUGGCACCCGGGAGACCCAGGUGUCUGCCGUGGAGACUUCACCGCACGUCCAAGAGCGGCCGUCCAUGGGCGCAAAUCAGUGCUCACGUCGUGAUCGCGCCGAGACCUGGGGCCGUUUCUCGCUCGGCACAACUUGUCUCGUGGUUCCAGAACAGCUGGGCCUCACCUUCCGCGGGGCAGAGCCCUCCGGGCUGGGACCGAGUUCUCUCUCGAAUGUGACAAGUCUCAGAAGCAAGGGAACACCUGACCCGAGCAUCCCGCCAAGCUCCGUGUCAGUCGGGAGUGAAGCGGGAGUGAGGCUUUAUCUGCGUGGAGGACAGUCUCCGUACACAUUUCUGAUUCGAGAAAGGAUAGGCCCUCCUUUCCCUAAAAGGAAUGGUGGCAGGAACGUGGUUGGCGAGCAUGGCGACCAGGACUCCUUCACUGGACCAACGUCAGGAUCCCACAGGCGAUCGGCUUUGAACAUGCCGUGCGUGAGGAAGAGUGCGAUCAUUGCUUCUGCUUCUUCAGAGUGUCCUCAGGACCGCUUCUCUGGAUCAGCGCUGGGCUCUCAAGCUGGCUUCAUGGGGCCUCCCGCCUGCUCCGUGGAGGGCAGCACCCGCAGAGAGGGUGUGCACGGAGCAAGUCCCGGCACCCACCCUCUGACUCACUCUUGGCCCUCGGAGCGCCAGCCUGUGCCGAGAAGCCCGGAGCCGCUGGAGAAGCUGCUGGGAAGUGAGGCCCGGGCCGGGCCAGCCCGCUCCGCCCUCUCCUCCCCGCACCAAGGCUGGGCCAGGCGGCCGGGGAAAGGGAAGAGGCAGGCUGGCAGAGGCUGA